Messenger RNA from Lycium barbarum (goji berry), 3934 nucleotides. RefSeq lists its product as uncharacterized. Bases 1953 to 3455 code for a protein of 500 amino acids. The record is from RefSeq and is a predicted model, not a curated record. Gene Ontology annotation, molecular function: nucleic acid binding; zinc ion binding. The transcript is spliced from 5 exons. Lineage: Eukaryota; Viridiplantae; Streptophyta; Magnoliopsida; Solanales; Solanaceae.
UGACAUGACAUGCUAUGUUAUGGGGUUAUCCCCUAUUCUGAUCCUUAUGUGUUGUGGCACCAGCGUCGGGAGGGUGACCACGUUCUGUCUACCGAGUCCCUUGGCGGGGGCCGGACAUGAUAUGGCAUAUGUUUCUGUACACAUUCCUUAUGUUUUGAAAUAUGCAUUUGGUAUUCUGGAUUUUUGCAUUCCUUUCUGUUCGUUCUGUUUCCGGUUAUGAUUUUGGUUUCUGUAAUUCAGGCUUUACAUAUUCAGUACAUAUUUCGUACUGACCCCCUUUCUUCGGGGGCUGCGUUUUCAUGCCGCGCAGGUACCGACGACAGGUUUGCUGAUCCGUCCGUCUAGGAUAUUUUUCUGCCAUUUGGAGCGCUCUUUUAUUCAGAGCCCAUCUUUUGUGAUGCCUCCGAAAAAGGCGACGGCCGCCCAGAAGAAAAAGGGCGUGGUAGGAGAGACCAGUCGGGCUCAGAAGGGUACUCGGACCCUUGCUCAGAUGAUGCGUGAUAUUGCGUCCCAGCCAGCAGACUCUACUACGUCUUCAUCAUCAGAGGAGUCUGGAGCACCAGUCGCUGCCACUAGGGGUCGGGGGACGGCUACACCAUUAGCUCCAGAGGCUCCAACGGCCGCGCCUCCAGUUCCCCAGCCAGGGGCAGAUGAUGGUACCCUGCGAGAGGCAGUUCAGCUAUUGACUCGACUGGUAGCGGGGCAGGCUCGCAGACGCGGGCGGAGGGAUGAUGAUGAUGAUGACAGGCGUGACAGCCUGAGGGUUCGAGAGUUCCUAUUAUGUGGCCCCCCAGAGUUUUUUGGGUCUAAGCCCGACGAGGACCCCCAUGACUUUAUUCGGGGGAUGCGACGCUCACUAGACUUGGUCAGGGCUUCAGAGACUGAGUCUGUUGAGUUGGCCUCGCACAGACUACGGGAUGUUGCUGCUCACUGGUAUGAGUCCUGGGAGCUAUCCAGGGGUGAGGGUGCUUCCCCAGCUACUUGGGACGAGUUCGUGGCUGCGUUUACCCGCCACUUUUUGCCCCCAGAGUUACGGCGGGCGCAGGUUGAUCGAUUUUUGCAUCUGCAGCAGAGGGGUCGGAGCGUUCGUGAGUAUAAUUUGGAGUUUGAUUCUCUGGCCCGGUAUGCACCUGCCAUAGUAGCAGACAUGGCCGAUCGGAUGCACAGAUACGUGAUGGGGUUAGACCGUUAUUUGAUUGAUGGCUGUAUGGCGGUGGCAUUGCAGACAGAUAUGGAUAUCGCCCGACUACAGGCCUAUGCUCUGGGUAUGGAGGACCGACACAGGGACGAUUAUUCCAGCAGAGAUCGGGACAGGAGGCCGCCCAAGAGGGCCAGGUCUGCAGGAUAUUCUGGAGAUUCCCGAGGCAGACAGCCUCAGCCGCAGCAGCAGUCUAGCUGGCAUUCUUCCCAGCCGGCACAGAGCACACCUCCGCAGUUCUCAGGCAGGAGAUUUGAUAGCCCAGGGUAUUUAGGAGCAGGCCAGAGCUCCGGGGUUUCAGGUUCGCGGGUAGACAGGAGUUCCGGUCAGACGAGGCCACCCAGGCCUCAGUGUUCUUACUGUGGGAGAUACCACCCUGGAGAGUGCUACCGUGCUACAGGUGCUUGUUAUUCUUGUGGCCGCCAGGGCCAUACUGUGAGAGAGUGCCCGUAUAAGGGUAAUUUGGGAGGUGCAGCGCAGCCUACCGGGUCAGUCGCUGGGUCAUCGUCUCCUUCGAUAGCCAUACGCCCUGCGGGGCAGGGUACGUCGACAUCAGCAGGCCGCAGCAGAGGUCGUGGCGGAGCUCCCAGUUCAAGCGGUCCUUCGAACCGCAUCUAUGCCUUGACUAGUCGACAGGACCCGGAGGCGCUACCAAACGCGGAUACAGGUACCGACGACAGGUUUGCUGAUCCGUCCGUCUAGGAUAUUUUUCUGCCAUUUGGAGCGCUCUUUUAUUCAGAGCCCAUCUUUUGUGAUGCCUCCGAAAAAGGCGACGGCCGCCCAGAAGAAAAAGGGCGUGGUAGGAGAGACCAGUCGGGCUCAGAAGGGUACUCGGACCCUUGCUCAGAUGAUGCGUGAUAUUGCGUCCCAGCCAGCAGACUCUACUACGUCUUCAUCAUCAGAGGAGUCUGGAGCACCAGUCGCUGCCACUAGGGGUCGGGGGACGGCUACACCAUUAGCUCCAGAGGCUCCAACGGCCGCGCCUCCAGUUCCCCAGCCAGGGGCAGAUGAUGGUACCCUGCGAGAGGCAGUUCAGCUAUUGACUCGACUGGUAGCGGGGCAGGCUCGCAGACGCGGGCGGAGGGAUGAUGAUGAUGAUGACAGGCGUGACAGCCUGAGGGUUCGAGAGUUCCUAUUAUGUGGCCCCCCAGAGUUUUUUGGGUCUAAGCCCGACGAGGACCCCCAUGACUUUAUUCGGGGGAUGCGACGCUCACUAGACUUGGUCAGGGCUUCAGAGACUGAGUCUGUUGAGUUGGCCUCGCACAGACUACGGGAUGUUGCUGCUCACUGGUAUGAGUCCUGGGAGCUAUCCAGGGGUGAGGGUGCUUCCCCAGCUACUUGGGACGAGUUCGUGGCUGCGUUUACCCGCCACUUUUUGCCCCCAGAGUUACGGCGGGCGCAGGUUGAUCGAUUUUUGCAUCUGCAGCAGAGGGGUCGGAGCGUUCGUGAGUAUAAUUUGGAGUUUGAUUCUCUGGCCCGGUAUGCACCUGCCAUAGUAGCAGACAUGGCCGAUCGGAUGCACAGAUACGUGAUGGGGUUAGACCGUUAUUUGAUUGAUGGCUGUAUGGCGGUGGCAUUGCAGACAGAUAUGGAUAUCGCCCGACUACAGGCCUAUGCUCUGGGUAUGGAGGACCGACACAGGGACGAUUAUUCCAGCAGAGAUCGGGACAGGAGGCCGCCCAAGAGGGCCAGGUCUGCAGGAUAUUCUGGAGAUUCCCGAGGCAGACAGCCUCAGCCGCAGCAGCAGUCUAGCUGGCAUUCUUCCCAGCCGGCACAGAGCACACCUCCGCAGUUCUCAGGCAGGAGAUUUGAUAGCCCAGGGUAUUUAGGAGCAGGCCAGAGCUCCGGGGUUUCAGGUUCGCGGGUAGACAGGAGUUCCGGUCAGACGAGGCCACCCAGGCCUCAGUGUUCUUACUGUGGGAGAUACCACCCUGGAGAGUGCUACCGUGCUACAGGUGCUUGUUAUUCUUGUGGCCGCCAGGGCCAUACUGUGAGAGAGUGCCCGUAUAAGGGUAAUUUGGGAGGUGCAGCGCAGCCUACCGGGUCAGUCGCUGGGUCAUCGUCUCCUUCGAUAGCCAUACGCCCUGCGGGGCAGGGUACGUCGACAUCAGCAGGCCGCAGCAGAGGUCGUGGCGGAGCUCCCAGUUCAAGCGGUCCUUCGAACCGCAUCUAUGCCUUGACUAGUCGACAGGACCCGGAGGCGCUACCAAACGCGGAUACAGGUACCGACGACAGGUUUGCUGAUCCGUCCGUCUAGGAUAUUUUUCUGCCAUUUGGAGCGCUCUUUUAUUCAGAGCCCAUCUUUUGGUACAGUCUGUCACUACUGUAUUUAUAUAUUCUCGUUCAUGGGUACGGCGGGGCCCUGUCCCGUCAUAUGAUUCUGUCGGUCUGUUUAGAGGUCUGUAGACAUGUUUGUGGGUUGGGGUCUUUCUGUACGGAUGCGUGUAUAUGUUGUGUUUGGGCGAUCCCAUUCACCGCGGCGGCCGGUCCGCAUAUGUUUAAAUGUUGCUUUGUUGGCCCUGGGUGGUCAUUGUUGGUAUUAUCUGUGCGCAGGGUUAAUUUGGAUAGUCUGUAAAACAAAGGAAACUCUGCCGAAAUUUUUCUGGAAAUUAUCUAAAUUUGAAAUAUAGCCUUGUCGGCUUCUGCUAUAUACUUGAAUGCGUUUGAUAAAAAUUUGAGAUAGCAUUUGAUAGAUGUGUUUGGGUGCCCAGAUCGGGCACUAGUCACGGCCUAUGG